AUGAAGAGGCUUCGGGCGACCGGAGGAAAUGAGUCCAAGUCAUCGGUAUGGCGGCGCUUGACUCGCAGGACCUCAACUCGCCCUGAACUACUAGUCGACACCCCGACACCCCUCCCUGCUACUACAAACGAGCAAAAUUUUGGCCGCAAAGCUGUCAGCCUCAAUGAAGACAUACUGUACAAAGUAGUAGAGGAACUCGCGACCCAUUCUCCUAAAUCUCUCCUUUCUGUAGCCCUCGUCAGUCGGGCUGUUCAUUCCUUUACUGUCACCGUCCUCUUUCGAAGCGUCUGGGUAGGUCGUUUUGAGGCCAAAAAAAGGGAGCGAGCCCUUCUUCAUCGACUACAAAAUGACCUAUUGCUCUGCUCAUACAUUCGCCAACUCACCAUUUACAAUGAGCCAGGGAGAAACGUAGAAUACGAAGGAAUCGUGACAAUUCUAUUGCAUCUCCUUCCUCAUAUGACCAAUCUCAAGGAUUUCUGUUGUUAUACCCCCUUGGGAUCCUCACUGGCACAACAUAUUUCUUGCAACAAUCCAGCUGUGCAGCUUUGUCUGCACUCGAUGCCUUUGACCAAUGAGACCUUUGCGUCUUGUGCUAACAUUGUUUCCAUUGAUGCCGAAACUCACUUCUACCGGGGCCCUGAAAAUUUCCUUGUUCGCUUAAAGGAGUUAGCCUUGUCCAGCGCCAAUUUCCGUUCGCUUACUUUGCGCGUUCUGUGGGGCGGUUGUGUUCGCGGACCUAUAACCAUCGGAGAUAUCACGUUUGAACCAGGAGAGAGAUUAUCCUCCCUUCGCAGCCUUUCGGUUGAUGGUAUUACCCCUAAUGAUUCAUGGAACCUUGGUGUUCCCUGGGAUGUGCUGGAGGACAUUUAUUUUCGUCGCUUUCCUUCCAUCCUCCGAUCCCGGGUUGACACGAUGCACAACCUCCGUUCCAUCGGGCUGAGCGGUGGGUCUGGUUGGGUCACCAAUGAGGAACGUUCCCAAGCUGCAGUACCAAUUAAUGAAUUCCUUUCCCGCGUUCCUUCUGCUCUGGAAGAGCUCAACUUGGAGGAGCUCACCGGAGUGAUACCGGUUUCCACGAUUACCAGGUUUGGACCCUCUCUCAAGAGACUCAGGUUUCACAACCGUGGGAGCUUUGGCAACGUGGAGACGCGGCAUGUGUUUUCGGCUCAACAGCUAGACGAGAUCCGUGUUGCCUGCCCUAACUUGGAAGAACUCCAGAUUGACAUCAAUCCCGAUGGAGAAUGGCCAUACAAUGUCUUGGACGCGGUGGCUAAAUUUCCGCGCCUGAACAAGCUCACGUUGUCUGUUGGACUUGGGCUCCACGCGGGGACGCCUGUCAAACCUUACCCCAGCCACUACAGCAGUGUCCAGCUCUAUAAAUACGUAGCAUCGGUUCGACGACCCAUGCGUCCCCUGAACGAACUUGCUGUUCAACUGGGCGGGCCUCACCAAACGAGGGGAGGUUACGGUAUAUCGUCGAUACUGAGGAAACCAACGUCGUACCGGGUCGUACCUUGUGAGCGACUCGAGGACGCCCAAGCUGGCCUGCUUAAUGUCUGGAGAGACCAGGCAACUUGGGGACGACAACUUGAGUCUUUCUAUGGCCCAGUUGGAGGAGACACCAAGGAUGACAGGAAGAUAUUUGCUCUUCACGAGCGGCACGAACUGCACAUGUGA
Molecule: messenger RNA, 1677 nt
Organism: Cantharellus anzutake
Lineage: Eukaryota; Fungi; Basidiomycota; Agaricomycetes; Cantharellales; Hydnaceae
Exons: 4
Coding region: 1-1677 (558 amino acids)
Source: RefSeq, a predicted model, not a curated record